AUGGCAGACUCGCGGCCAACACGGAAGGCGAGCAAGAAGGCUCUAGAAGAGAUGGCAAGAGAGACACAGCGGUUGACUCGGUCCACGCAACUCACGCACCAAGCACGAACCAAGAAACGCUUCCCAGUUGCAGACCUUCUCAAGCGGUUCAAUUACCGAUCUGGAGCCCAAGAGCUCACAUCCCCAGCCGAGAACGACGAGCCUUCACCUGAAGCUGAUCAGCCUUUUUCUGACCAGGAGCACCGUGGCGCAGAUGUUGAGACACCACCAACAAGUCCAGCUGCAGCGCCAGUAUCCUCGCACCGAGCCAAAGAUUCACAGCAUGAUGAACCCCCAAAGUUGCCUUUCGAUCCGUUGUACGAUGAGUCCGACGAUGAGCUUCCCACACUCAAUGAAGCAUUGGCACGAGCAAGCGAAAACAAACCAGUCAAUGAGAGCAAAGCUGAUUCUAGACCAAGCGACGGGCUGGGCACCACGAAAUUCACUUCACUUUCCCGCAACAACAAAUCUGUUGGCAGAAAAUUCACUUUCUCGCGAGCAGCAGAUAAAGCCCAGACUGGAUCUUCACUUCUUCAAAGACAGCCUCAUUCAGAUUUGCAAUCAUCAACCGCUCGAGCACACAAGCGCAUCAUGGAUCGAAGCUCACUUGCCCACGACACCCUUUCUGAUUCCGAUGAUGACUUGGAAAUAAUCCGCCCUCACCGAUCACAUCUUCCGAUCUUUGACGAUAUCCCUUCUGCAAAAGCAACUGAGCCCGACUCUCUUCGCGUCUUGCGGACACUUGCCCACAUUCAUUCCCCAAGCAAAAGCAAGCGGUCACCUAUCCACAUGACUGCAUCCGAACUGCAAACAUCACUUCAGCGACGCGCCAAAGCACAAGCUGAGAACGAACGACAAGAACGCAUCGAAGCAUUGAAAGCAAAGGGCAUCGUCGUUCAAACAGAUGAAGAGCGUGAAAAAGAACAGCUUGAACUCGACAAUCUUCUUGAGAAAGCUAGACGAGACGCAGCAACACUUGCAAAAAAAGAAAAGGUUCACAGAAAGCCUGGCGAAGACGAAUUGCCUAGCAGUGAUGAAGAUGAUGAAUUUGAAGCCAGCGCUGAAGAAGACGAGGAUCUGGAACUUUCUGGAUCAGAGGAUGAUGAUGCUUCCGAUGCAGAUGAGAGCAUUGCCGGCAUACUUGUGGACAACGAAGCGGACGACAGCGAUGAAGACAGUCAAGCUGACGGUUUUAUCUUUGCUUCACACAUCAAGAGUCAUGAGAGCAACACCAUAGAGGGCAUGAAAAACGACGCUCACGAAAUGCGGGAAGAAUAUGGAAGCAAUCUCGUCACAGGCAAACUACAGAGUUGUGCACCUCACCAGACGGACAAGUCAUGUACCUCCAAUCUGCACACGCAGACGCAUGAAGGGGAAGGUGGUUCUGUCUUGCCCAGUUCCGCUGAAACCUCACGUCUUUCCACGGGCAUGCCACGGCCCUUCUUAUCACACACUAGGACGGAUGAUGGGAAAGUCUCGGAGGAGGACCUUGACAGAACCACACGUUCAGAACGAACACAUGAUUUUGAGGUCGGAGAGGAGGACUCUGGCCGAAUUUCAUGUUCAAAGACGGGCCAGUCAAAGCACUGCGAUCCGCACCAUCCAUCGAGGUUGUCCCGAAAGCGCAGGAUUAUUCUCGACGAUGACGAUAUGGAAGACAGCGAUCUCGUCUCUGAUUCCAAGAUUCCCUUACCAGCUCAUUCACACGCUCACUCACCUGCCGCUUCUGACCUCGAGCAACCGCACUCCACGAACCAAGAGGACUCGCUCGCCGCUGCAUUUGGCAUCUCUGACACCGCUACCGAUUCGUUGCCUGGCUUGACACAACUUUUCGCUGGAACCAUGGCCGACAGUUCACAAGAAGAAGCACCGCAAGGAAACGCAGAUGAUCUUCAGGAAGACUCGCUCGAUUUUCUAAGAGCUAUUCCAUCGACUUUACCAUCAUUCGAUAAUUUGGUGUUUGGCUCUCAGAAUCACGCUACACAGCACAUGCAACCCGACCAUUCUCAGUCCCACCCGACACGAUCACAGCCUCUCGACUUGGGCAUCACACAGCUUGCAUCACAAGAGCCAUCGCAAUUUCUGUCGCAAUCCAACAUGUCCGACUUCCCAAAUCCAACACCUGACGCCGGGUUUCAAUUCAGCCACUCACCCAUCGGAGCACCACCGCUACCUCACUCCACGAUUUCCACUGUCCCUGUUCAGGACCCUGAAUCACCAGUUCAACGCCGUGGCCGACUUCAACGUCGCGAGCAUCUGUCGAACUCUCCGUCUACCCAGGUCAAUUCCGAGUCGAAAUCACUCGAUGAUGUCCUUGAAGUACCUGGCGAAAAUGGAUUGGGUUCCCAAUCACCAACCACGGCAGCUGGACCCUUGCGAAUGAUUCACUUUUCAAGCCGUCGAUCUUCCCGGUCGGAUGGUUCCGGUCGAGUUCCUGUCCAUCGUAGCGGUCGAAAUCCUGGAGAAAAACCACCGAUCGGUCGGCGUGCGGCUGAUGCGACUCGUCAAAGGUCGCACCAUGAGGUUGUUUUCAGUGACGAAGACGAAAAUGACGAGGGCAUUGUCGGACUUGCGGGCAAUGAGGAGGUGGAACACCUUGAUGCGUUUAAGAUUCUAAAAAAGCGUUCUGUGAAGCGGGCAGAGCAAUCAUUUGACAAGAAAAAGAGCGGUGCAAAGAACAUGGUUGAUGAACAAGCCGAAGAAUCCGAAGACGAAUAUGCUGGUCUUGGCGGUGCCAGCGAUGAUGACAGCACAGGAGAGGUUGAUGAAGAGAUGCAGAAGAUGAUUGAUGAGAGCCACAUCGAUGUGAAUGAGAGAGAGCUCGCAGCCCUUUACGCCGGCAAGGCUCGGGCAGACGAAGAGAAACUUCUCCAAAAACUCUACAAGGACAUCAACACAGGGGGGUUGCGACGCAAGCGAGAUGGGUUGGACUUGAGCGAUUCAGAGGAUGAAGCGGUGGAACAGCGACGCAGAAAACAGAGAGAUUUCGCGAAGAUGCGAAAGGCGUUGCUGGAAGACGAAAACAUUCAGACCAUCGCGAGCAAUCCGAAGCGGGAAGCAUUCCUCCGCACACUCGAAGAUCAUGACGAAGAUCUGGGAACUUUCACUGUUACUGAGGAACCAGCUGACAUGGCUCUCGAUUCCCAAACUCAAGAUUCUCAAGACUUUCAAGAUCAUCCAGGAGCAAACUCUACCAGACUCCAGUCACCCACCGAUCACGCUGCUGGCGACAAAGUCAACUCUCUCAAGCGGUCACGAGAUUCCAACGACGAGCAGGAAACUCGGCCACCUCCCGCUCUCCGCCGUACCGCCAACCCCAUUCGCAAGCCAACCACGAUUGCCGACAUCCGCGAGAAUGUCUCUUUCCUUAUCGGCGAAGACGAUUCACAAACAAUCAUCCCAUAUUCGCAGGAAAGCGAAUCCGAGACCGAAGAGUCUCACACAUUCACACGAGUCGACACCGAUUCAAGCAGCCAGUCUUAUAGAGACCGCUACUCCGCCCACCGCGCAACGACAUCCGCUAGCAACACAUCUCACAAAUCAGCGUUCGUCACCUCGUCUCAAACGGACCGAAGCACAACAUUCAAACCGCCAACCUUGCUUCGACGCGUCACUGCACGUACGAACUCCACCGACAGCGGAUCCGGCACGGGCGUCACGACUCGCGUGUCGACAUCCGGUGGAUCCAGUGAAAGCUCCGUCCGAAUCGGCGGGACAAAGAAGGCGAACAUCCAUCAUCAGGCUCGUGAGGCGGAGCGGCGGGCGGCGAUUGAGAAGGCAACAUCGUCGGGAAGCGUCGUCAUGAAGAAGAAGAAGACCGCACAGAAGAAGUCGGGGCUGGGUGCUUUGUUGGGUGGAAAUGGAUUUGAGUGA
This is a messenger RNA of Eremomyces bilateralis CBS 781.70, 3912 nucleotides long. RefSeq lists its product as uncharacterized. The coding region runs from base 1 to 3912 and encodes 1303 amino acids. Gene Ontology annotation, molecular function: anaphase-promoting complex binding. The record is from RefSeq and is a predicted model, not a curated record. NCBI's taxonomy places the organism in Eukaryota, Fungi, Ascomycota, Dothideomycetes, Eremomycetales, Eremomycetaceae. The transcript has a single exon. Gene Ontology annotation, biological process: activation of protein kinase activity; mitotic DNA replication checkpoint signaling; mitotic G2 DNA damage checkpoint signaling.